AUGGCCCAAGGCAUGAUGUCGGAAGGGUAUGUGUGGAUCAGCUCCACCGGCAUUGGUGAAGCUGCGUCCAACCUCGGUGGCGUUGAUAACAUGCAGGGCGUUGUCAGCCUGCGGCCUCAUGUGCAGGAAACAGAGCAAGUCAAGAGCUUCUCAAGACGAUUGAUUGCAAGGCUUAGCCAGGAUAGCACUGCAACCGGUGACCCGAGUGCACCCGUGUCUCUGAUAUGGUUGUAUGACACAGCUUGGGCAGCUGCGGCAGCAGCUGAGGUUUCCUUCCGAUCAGCACAACGAACUACACUUCUUGAUGCUCUGAUCGAUGCCAAGUUCGACGGCCUGGCAGGAAAAUUCAGGCUGAUUGAUGGGCAGCGACAAGUCAUGGCAUAUGAGAUCGUGAAUGUCAUUGGCAAAGGUGAAAGGACGGUGGGUUUCUGGAUGCCCGAGUCUGGGAUCACGACGAGCUUGGACCUCAAGACUGCAGGCAAAGAGCUGAAACAGAUAGUCUGGCCAGGCGAAACGGCCGCCGUGCCGAUUGGGUGGAGCAUGUCACCGAACGGGCGACUACUUCGCGUCGCCGUCCCGGUGAAGCGUGGAUUCAGCCAAUUCGUGGAGAUCUCCGGCAACCCGAGCAGCCCCAGCGAGAGAGUGGCAGGCUACUGCAUAGAUGUGUUCCACGCCGUCAUGACGAGGCUGAAGUAUCCAGUUGCAUACAGUUAUGUGCCAGUUAAUGACAGCUCUGACUCUGAGUCGUAUGAAAGGCUUGUAGAGUUGGUGCCUGACAAGAAGGCGGACGCGGUGGUCGGAGACGUCACGAUCACAGCGAGCAGGAUGAAGAUGGUUUCCUUCACGAUGCCAUUCGCCGACACAGGCUGGUCAAUGAUCGUGGCAGAGCAAGACAACAGCAACAGCAUGUGGAUCUUCGUGAAGCCGCUGACACCGGGACUCUGGCUCACCAGCCUUGCCUUCUUCUUCUUCACCGGCUUUGUCGUGUGGGCAAUCGAGCACAACAUCAACCCUCGGUUCCGUGGCACGCCAUGGAAUCAAUUCGGCGUCCUCAUGUACUUUGCAUUCUCGACCAUGGUCUUCUCCCACAAGGAGAAGCUGGAGAGCAACCUGUGGAAGUUGGUGGUGAUCAUGUGGGUGUUUGUUGUGCUGAUCCUGACGACAAGCUACACAGCAAACCUGUCCUCAAUGCUGACGAUACGGCAGCUCCAACCAGCGAUUAACAACCUGAGAGAAUGCGACUAUGUGGGGUACCAGGAGGGUUCCUUCAUCGGGGGCAUCCUCAAGGAGAUGGGCUUCGAAGAGGCGAGGUUGAGGACGUACUCCUCCAUGGAUCAACACGCUGACGCCCUCAAGAAAGGGUCGGACAACGGAGGCGUCACGGCGAUCUUCGACGAGGUGCCAUACCUGAGGCUCUUCCUGUCACGCUACUGCGAAGGCUACUCCAUGGCCGGUCCAACCUACAAGAGCGGCGGGUUUGGAUUUGUGUUCCCAAUGGGAUCGCCUCUGGCGGUAGAAUUGUCGCGUGCCAUUCUGGAGCUGGUGGAGGAGGAUAAGCUUGUGCGCAUUGAGAACAAGUGGUUCGGCCACCCCGGGGUGUGUGUGGGUAGGGGCAAUGGUGGCGCCGACGUUAGGCUGGGGCUGUGGAGAUUCGGUGGGCUGUUCCUCACCAACGGUAUCGUCUCGUGCCUCAUGCUCCUUAUCCACCUCGCCAAGUUUAUCUCCCGGGAGCAUGGCCAGCUCAGGGCCGACACAGAUAUGGAGCUUGCGGGAGCACUGACGUGGCUACAUGUGUGGCUCCGGCACCUCGACGCCUUCCAGGGGCGGCGAGGCCAGAACGGGAGCAACAACCACACGGUCGAGGAGCCAAAUCAUCAGGGUCUGGCCGCCAGAUCUUCAGAGGAAGGAGCUACGGGAGACGCUGCAGUCUCUACUCCUGUGGAUGACUUGGAUUCUCGGAGAAACGCUGCUUCUUCCUCUGUUUCUGAGGAAAUCUUAACACCCGUUGGUGUCAUUUGAUAAGGUCACCAAUUAAUAAACAUGCAGCAGCCUCGACGCUGCAGUCUCUUUUCCUUAUAUCUGAUGUGAUUGUCACAGUUCUGGAACACAACAUUCCAUACACCUAUCCAUUUUAGUUUCUUACUGUAGUUCAUGAUAUAUUUAGAUUCCUAAGCCAGACGUACCAAGACGAGUCUAUCAUCUUGGUACCUGAUGAUAUAUAUUCGGCGGUGAUUAAAACUGGCUUGCUGUGAUAGAGGGAAAUAUUGACAUCAGCACGUAAAGAAAUCUAAGCUUACCUAUAGAAACUAAGUCAAGGUUCCUAUAUAUUCUGUUGAAUGCAAAACUGCAAAUCAACACGGGUGUACUUUUUACACCAGAGUAAAAA
Messenger RNA from Hordeum vulgare subsp. vulgare (domesticated barley), 2386 nucleotides. Its product is annotated as glutamate receptor 2.7-like. The record is from RefSeq and is a predicted model, not a curated record. NCBI's taxonomy places the organism in Eukaryota, Viridiplantae, Streptophyta, Magnoliopsida, Poales, Poaceae. The coding region runs from base 1 to 2019 and encodes 672 amino acids. Gene Ontology annotation, molecular function: glutamate-gated receptor activity. The transcript has 4 exons. Gene Ontology annotation, cellular component: plasma membrane.